AUGCUGCACACCGCGAGCGCGUUGCUGCACGGCAGCACCGGCGCCUGUCGCACGCGCCCGCGCGCCGCGGCCGACGCGGAGCUGUUCAUGGGCUUCAGGGCAGCGGCGCCGCCGUCGCGCCGAGUCGUCGAGGCCAUCCGGGCCGAGGCGCAGGCCGAGGCCAUCGGGAAGCUCCUCGCGGGGCCCGCGGACGACGGCUUCGAGCUCACGGAGGCCGAGGCCGCGUGGUUCAAGCGCGGGCGCAACGCGGGCGCCCGGCGUGCGUCGCCCUUCGCCGCCCGCGUCGACGCGCGCCCCGCGCAGGCCGUCUCGCGCCGCGGGCCCAUGCGCCUCGAGAAGCGCGUCUACCAGGACGCGUCCGGCCUCGAGUGCCUCGUCGGGUUCCUCUACCUCAAGGACCACGCCCGAAUUUCGCGCUUGGCCGCGGUUUCUUUCGCGGCCUGCGCCGCGGCCUACACGGCGCCGCGGUCGCCGGCGCCGCGGCUCGGCCCGCAGUGCGCCGAGCGGCCCGUCGGCGGCCUCGAGGCGGCGAGCGACGCGGACUACGAGACGUGGAUCAGCGGCCAGCUGCGCCUGAACCGCGUCCAGGACAAGGUCGUGGGCAUCGAGGAGCGGGUCGUCGGCGCGCUGCGGCGGGCCGACGCCGCGGCGUCGCUCGGCGCCAUCGGCCGCGACAUCGACGUGCUCGUCGCGACGAACAACGGCGUCACCGACCGGUCGAGCUCGACGCUGCUCGCGGGCCAGGGGGCCUGGGAGGAGCUGCUGCCCCUGCGGCGACUCUUCCCGACGUUCGCGCGCUUCCGGCCGAGCGCGCGGACCGGCGGCCUCGUCGUCGAGCGCGAGGCGCGCGUGCUCGGGCCGCUCCUCGCGUUCGGCGCGGCCGCCGACGGGUCGCCGCGGGACUCGGCGACGCUCGCGCUCGCGCCCCGCUUCUGGGGCGGCAUGUACGUCCGGGUGUUCGGCCUGACGCUGCCCCUGCCGCGCCUCGCGCCACCGCGGGCCCGCGACCUCGUCGUCAUGUACCUCGCGACCGACGUCCUCGUCGACCGGAAGCCCGACGGCGACGCGCUCUCCGUGCUCGCCGAGCCCGCGCCCUGGCGCUUCACGUCGCCCCUGCGCCUCCGCGCCAAGGUCGCCGCCUUCCGCGCGGCCCGCGCGGCCGCGCGCGACCGCCGCGCGCGCGAGGCCGCGGCCGCGGAGACCGCGGGCGCGCUCGUCGGCGACGUCGACUGGACGCGCGACGACGGCAUGGACGUCGACGACGCCGUGAUGCAGAAGUUCCUCGAGUCGAGCGACAAGUUCAAGUCCCAGUUCUCCGUCCAGGACAUGCUCGACGGCAAGAUCCGCGCCGAGGACCCCCUCGGGGACCUCCUCGCGCGCGACGACCGGGGCCGCGCGCGCGGCGCCCUGCUCGUCGGCGCCGCCGCGGCCGCGCCGCGGUGCUACGUCGACCGCGUCGACGCCCGCCAGCUGCCCCACGUCGUCUGCGAGGCCGGCACCGGCGACUGCGCCGCGCUCACCGUGCGCUACUGCGCGGCCCAGUGCCGCGCGCUCGACUACGAGGUCGCCGGCGUCGAGGCGGGCCACGCGUGCUCCUGCGGCCACGCGCUGGCGAACGCGUCGGCCGCGGCGCCGCUCGCCGAGUGCGACGAUCCGUGCGUGGGCAACGCGACCGAGACGUGCGGCGGCGAGUUCCGGCUCAUGGCCUUCGACCCGACCGGCUACGCGCCGCCGCCGCCGCCCGCCGCGGACCCGCUCCUCGACCCGCGCUGGAUCCCCAACGGCCUGACGCUGCGGGACGGCGGCUACUCGUGCCAGCCGUACUGCGCCGUGCUCCCCUCCGGCACGUGGAGCUGCGUCAUGACCUACAUCGCCGCGCCCCGCUGGGCCGAGGGCAGCCCCGGCGAGCACAUGGUCGGCAUGCGCUCCACGGACCGGGGGAAGACGUGGACGGACUUCGUCGCCUUGGAGCCCUACAGCAACGCGACGACGGCCCAGGUCUCGGCCUACGGGUCCGUCGUCGCGCGGCCCGACGGGUCCCGCGUCUUCGCCGUCUGGAUCCAGAACGUGCACAACGUGAGCCACCUGCCCGGCGCCGCGCCGUCGACGAGCUUCCGCGCGGACAUGCUCGGCGCGUUCGUCUGGAAGUACAGCGACGACGAGGGCGCGACGUGGAGCGAGGACCACUACGAGAUCCCCGUGCCCUACGGCUACAUCGAAUCCGUCAACUCCUUCAGCAAAUCGAAGAACGGCACGGGCGACGUCCAGAUCAUGUGGCAGGUCGACCACGUCAAGGUCCUCGACGACGGCACCGCGCUCUUCGCGUUCACGAAGAUCGGCACGUACGCGGUCGCCGCGCCCGAGGAGAUCUUCGUCCUCGCGUCGAGGAACCUGCUGUCGGAGGACGACCCGACGAAGGUGACCUGGGAGAUGUGGCCGGACGACGACCACGGCAUCGGCCGGCGCAUCGGCGCCGUCGGCGCCUACGACUCGCCGAGCCGCGUCACCGAGGAGCCGCACGUGCUGCCCUUCGACGGCGACGCGAAGCUCGCGCUCUUCUGGCGCACGGACCAGGGCUACAUGGGCCACGCGCGGACGACGACCUCCAAGUUCUCGAGCCUGGACGCCUGGACGAACAGCUCCUACGCCGUCUACGAGGACACGUGGGCGUCCGGGUCCGAGGCCUGGGUGAAGCAGCCCCGGGGCCCGCUGAGCCCCAAGAAGCAGCCCAACGGCCUCUGGCUCAUGACCUACUACAACACGGAGCCCCUCGGCGCCUUCGCCGCGGCGGCGACCGUGUCGGACCGCAACAACAUGUGGCUCACCGUCGGCCGCGAGGCCGGCGGCACGAUCAAGUGGAGCCAGCCGGAGCUCGCGCUCUACGACCGCGUCCACAGCAAGUUCCACGGCUACCCCGACGUCGUCACCGACGGCGGCAAAGUCUACAUCACGGAGGCCUACAAGGGCGCGCCGGGCUCCGAGGUCAAGACCCACGAGGUGGCCCCGGCGCUCCUCGAGGGCCUCUACGGCCAAAACGCCGCCAAGACCGUCGCGACGGCGGGUGUGGUCUGGGAGAGCUCCGCGCCGGCGCCGCUCCCGGCGGGCGCGCUGCCGAACUUCAUGAACUACACGUCCGACCGCUACGGUUUUACGAUUGAUGCCUGGGUCUCUAGCCUCGCGGCCGUCGCCGGCGCCGCGGUCCUCGUCGACGCGACGGACGCCGCGGGCGCGGGCGCGCGCCUGACCGGCUUCGCCAACGGCACGGUGUCGCUCCUCCUCAACGACACGGCCGGCGUCUGGGGCGUCCACUGGACGGACCCGACGUGCGCGACGCGGCUGAAGGCGCCGGGCGACCACCACGUCGCGGCAAUAGCGGACGGCGGGCCCAAGAUGAUCCUCUUCGCCGUCGACGGCAAGCUCUGCGACGGCGGGCCCAACGACGGCUGGCCAAAGGGCUGGGCCUUCUUCCCGCCGGCGCUCGGCGACGUCGGCGCGGCGGCGACCGUAGCCGCGGGCGACGUCGUCAAGAGCGCACGCCUCUACAACCGCGUCCUCUACGUGUCCGAGCUCGUCGGCAACUGGCGCGCGGGGCUCUGA
Aureococcus anophagefferens is the source of this 3597-nucleotide messenger RNA. RefSeq lists its product as hypothetical. Bases 1 to 3597 code for a protein of 1198 amino acids. Gene Ontology annotation, cellular component: plasma membrane. The record is from RefSeq and is a predicted model, not a curated record. The transcript has 6 exons. Gene Ontology annotation, molecular function: ribonuclease III activity. Gene Ontology annotation, biological process: RNA processing. Lineage: Eukaryota; Pelagophyceae; Pelagomonadales; Pelagomonadaceae.